CUUGUAUCUCACUCUCGUCCAUUCUGUCCUCCAGGAAGGAAGCAGUUGUCGGCUGCUUCCUCGUUUUCUUGUUUUUGUCUAUGUCUAUCCUUUUUCUUACUCUCUCUCUCUCCUUGUAGUAACCAUCCUAAAUGUAAUUAGGAAAAUCCUUGUGUUUUGUUUACGAUUAUUAUAAAUUGAUAUUUCGAAUCAAAUACUUCCCUUAUUACCGCGUAUUUUUAAAUGACUCUUGGAGAGUAAUAUACAUUGGCGACGGAAGGAAUUACAGUUACAGUGGAUACUUAAAUACAUACAUUUUCCAAAGCAAUUUAUGGAGGAAAUCAAGCUUAACUUUUUAAAAGUCUUUCAAGAACUAAUAGUCACCCCAUUAACAAUUUUGCAAUUAUUUGAAUACACUAAAUAUGUCCCACUACAGCUCUAAAAGAGAAGAUGGUACUAAAUUCCUUGAGUCCAACAGAAAAAAAAUAUCUCUAGGAAGCAGUGAUAAGUUAACAGCAGAGUUUACUAAUCAAGAAAUUCCAUCCCAAGAGCAGGUUUCAUCUGUCUCUAGAGCUUCAAGUUUCAGUGCUGGAAGAUGGUUGUCCAGUAGGAAAAAUGAGACCACAGAGACAGAAGCUGAAUCCCUCUUGAAAUCUCCUAAACCAAGCUGUAUUCCUUCAAGUGGUAGGGAAGUAAAUCACAGUAGCUUCGGCUGGCCACCAUCUCAUAGUUUUACUACUUCAGAUAAGACUUCACUAGACAAAACAGCUUUGGGUGAAAAUUACCAUCAAAGAAGCUCAUACCUAACACAUGGUAAAAUGUCAAAUGUGCCUUCAUUUAAGCAUAAAGGUAUGACAGAAAGCUGUACUAAAGAAGAUAAUAUUCGAGAUUUAAGAACUGACAGAUGUUCUGAUAAACUACACAAGUCCAUUCAACAGGCUGAUGCUAGUUCCUCCCGUAAUAUUCCUUUGAGAGCAUCUGUUCGUAAAAGUCAUGAUUCUGAAAGGAAUAGUGAUUAUGGAAUAAGCAAAUCUUCAUUACACAGUAAUAUGCCUCAUAAAAGAAGUCCCACAAAGUCUUCUGAAUCUAGUAACACUAAUCAAAAAACACCCAGAAUUGUUGCAAAAGAAAGAUUAUCUGGAGAUCAUGACUUGCAAAUGGCCAAUAUUGAAAGUUCUGUUUCUCCAGCAGGAUUAAAUGUAAAUAAAAAUAACAACGAUCUCAAGUCACUAAGAAAACCUGUUACUUCUGGUAGAGUAGCUGAAGGUUUUGCAGAUCAGUCAUUUGACCGUUCAGAUGUAAAAUAUAAUUCAUGCAGAUCCCGUAUACCAACUCCUAAUUCUCCUUCAAGUUCACAUAAAGCUGAAUCACAUAAACUUUCAUCACAGAGCUUUACUUUUUCUAGAGGUUCGGAUACAAACAAAGCUAACAUGGAACAGAGUGGUAAGGAAACAAAUGAAAGUAGAGCUGAACGUAUUGCUCGUUAUAAACAAAUCAGACGAAAUGAACUGGCUUCAAUAAUUAAGGCCAGACUAGAUGCUAACGGUGGUGACAAAAAGGAAGAAGAUGAAGAUAAAAAGUUGAAUUUGAAACAGAAUCUUUAUCCAGAAAUAGCAAAAGAAAGUGAAACACAGUUUCCAAUCUCAUCUCUUACUGAAAAAGGCAACUUGAAUUUAAGAACAGAAGGCAUUGAGCCUGAGAGUUCAGAUUUAAAGCUGAAUAGAUUGCAACAAAAAUCCAGAAAUGUGUCUGAACGGUCCAAAAAACGGCAAGAAAGAAUGCUACGAAAUAGUCAACAUUUAUCUGCUGAUCUUAUUGGUCAAACUACAAAAGGUAGAAUUCUUAGUAAUAAAUUGGAUACAUCCACAAGUAUAGACUCUAGGAAUAUUCCUCCUUCUAUUGCUGAUGAUACUCAACCAUCUUUAGAAGCUGAGAGAGCAGUGAGUCUGUCAUAUGAUGACAGAAGUCAGCUAGCUCAGUUAAGAAGCAAUGAAGUAGGAACAGACUUUGCUUCAAAUGUUACUAAUAUCUCUUCUGAAAUCCCCUGUAACAAAAAUCUUUCCAACCAGCCAUCAGAAUCCAUUGGUGCUAAAACUGGGAUAGAAAAUGAGAAAAGUUCUUUAUCAUUAUCAAAUGACAGGUUCAUAGAUAAAGGUUAUAAUAAAGAUUUAUAUACUCCUUUAAGAAAACAAAAUGUACAGGAAAAGCCAAAUAUCAUUGGUAGACAACAAGAAAAGUGUAGGUUUCAAAGUAAAAGUGAUGGAUAUUUAACAUCAGGUUCUGAGGCUGGAUUUUCUGAUAAUAUUUUUGACUACUCCAUAUCUGAAUCAGAUAAUUUUAGGAAUUAUAACAUCGACAGUGAAACAGACAUACAAUUAUACUCUCAGAUGACAGCUGACUUAAAUGAGAACCCUAGAUCCUCAACAUCUUUCGUAAAAUCAAAACAACUACCUGAAAGUGCUGUUUCAUAUAGAAAACAAUUGUUGCAGGAUCUGAAUGAAAAAAGUGAGAAUAAAAAAAUUGAGAAUGAAUAUAAGAAAGAUAUCGACUGGUUAGAGCGUAGAAAGUUUGAAUACAUGAUUAAAAAAGCUGAGAAGGAAAAGAAAUUUUCAGUCUUAGACAAGAUUAAAGCUGCUGAAAUAAAAGCUCAUGCAAUUAGACAGAAAAGAGAAGAAAAUAAGGCACAGAAGCCUCUUGAAAGAACAAAGAGUGAAAGUCAAGUUAAGAUGCCUUUAGAGGUUUGUCAAGAAACUAAUCGAAAAAAUACUAACUUGGAACGGGCUCAAUCUUUUGGAUCUGCCCCUGUGAAGAAAAUUGAGGAACUUCUUUUCUCUCCUAAGUAUGAAAGUAACUUGGAUGAGCUUCUUUUAAAGAAUGCUGCUUAUUUAGCAGAUGAAGAAACAGAUUUGCCAUCGCAGUCUGUAAGGAAUUUACAUCCUAAAGAAAAUUUAAAGCUCAGGAAGUCUGUACGGAAGAAAAAAUUAACCAAGCUUGCCAGUGUGUCAGAAAGAAAUAACCAUUCACCUGAAAAUGGAGGAAAAGAACCAACAGUCACUGGCGAACAUCAGGAAGAGGUUUCUCAAAUAGAGAACUAUAAAAUAUCAAAAGAAAGCCAAGAUGAAGACAUAGAAAGCUCCUCUGUUAGAGCAACAUCUUCAUCUGAAGGGACACUCAGAGCAAGUUCUCCCCGUCAUAUUCAUUCUGAUUUCUCUAGUGAUACUGAUAAACCACAAGAGUUUUAUUCAUAUCAGAAAACUUUAGCUAAUAAAGCCAACUCACAAUUGGAGAGAAGACGAUUUCGGACUCGAGAUAAAGAUACACCUAGAAGAUCUUCCUUGCAAGACAGUGUGUCUGACAUUUCAGAGGAUACUAGUUCUUCUGCUCAAACCUAUACUGAUGGUAGACGUGUUCUUCGAAAAAGAGAUAAAAGUUCUUCUCGAAAAUCAUAUCUGAACAUCUCUGAAGAUUCUGAGGAAAGAGAAGCUUCAGAAUACUUGUCUGUUUCUGAUGGUUCAACAAGUAAUAAGACAUUUUCUGAACCUUCUAAUGUCAAUGUAAUGAGCUCACGAAAUGCUUAUUCUACAGCACGUAACAUACCUAAUACUUCUGCUGCUGGUUUAGAAGGAAAGAGAAUUAGUAAUAUCACUACUUCAGAAUCAGAAAGGGAAUUAACAAGUGAAAGUGAAAGAUUUAUUUGCAAUGCAAAACCUAAGAUACCAUCUUAUGCAAAAGUGCAAAGCACUAGUUCAAAAGCUAUGGAUUCUCAACAGCCAAAUAUCUCUUCAAUACCCGCAGAGCCUCAGAAGAAUGAUUUUACCACAGAUCAUGUUCAACAAUCUCUUUAUUCAUCAAAAAAUGCAAUAAGAUUAUCAAAUACUGCAGAAACAACUCAUAAUAUACAUUCUGGAGGACUGUCUAUAAAAAAUAAAUUGGUUCACACAAAUAAAAAUGAAGAUGUAGAUUCACGAUCUAAACUAGUUUCUCAUGAUACAUCAAAAACCAUUGGUGCUAAGGUGACCAACAAAACACCUUCUGUUACAACCAAAAGUACUGAUGGUGCAACAGUUCCAAAAACAGUACCUGGUGCAACAAAGAGCAUUGAUGCUUUAGGGGUUUCUAAAACAGCACUAACUGCUGCAAAAACUACAACUACAACAGUAACUCCUAAAACAUCACCAACUGUAAUGAAAACCACCAAUACUGCAGUGGUUUCCAAAUCAGCACUUGCUGCCAAGAAGACCACUGAUGCUACAUUGGCUUCUAAAGGAGCUCCUGUUGUAACGAAAUCUACUGAUACUACAGUAGCUUCAAGAACAUCAUCUGUUACAACAAAAGCUCUUAGUACAACAGUGGUCUCCAAAACAGCACCUGUAGCAACAAAAACGAUUGAUGCUACAGUGGCCCCUAAAACAGCACCUGUGGCAACAAAAACGACUGAUGCUACAGUGGCCCCUAAAACAGCACCUGUGGCAACAAAAACGAUUGCUGCUACAGUGGCCCCUAAAACAGCACCUGUGGCAACAAAAACGAUUGCUGCUACAGUGGCCCCUAAAAUAGCACCUGUGGCAACAAAAACAAUUGAUACUACAGUGGCCCCUAAAACAGCACCUGUGGUAACAAAAACUGUUGAUGCCACAGUGGCCCCCAAAUCAGCACCUGCAGUAACAAAAACUGUUGAUGCUACAGUGGCCCCCACAACAGCACCUGUGCCAAUGAAAACUGCUAAUGCUACAGUAGCUCUUAAAACGGAAUCUGUUGUAACAAAAACCACUAAUGCAACAUUGGUUCCUAAAACAGCUCCUGUUGCAAAAGUGGCUUCCACCACUGCAACAAAUACCAGUGAUACUAAACUAGCUGCUGACACAACACCUUCAUCAAGCGUCAGUAAUACUACACUGGUUCUAAAGACACCAACAACUGUACCAAAGACAACAGACUCAGCAGUAGAUCCUAAAAUAGCAACUACUAUGACAACGACCACUAAUACCUCUAGUACAACUGACUCUCCUCAGACUUUGACCUCUACAACAAAGAGCUUAGAUACAACGAUGGCACCUCAAGCCUUACCAACUGCAGCAAAGCUCAUACAUACAACAAUGGCUUCAAAAACAGAACCUACUGCAACAAAAAUUACAGAUUCUACAGUAGCUUCUCAAAUACCAUCAACUGUGACAAUGAACACAGCUACAGAGUUGGAUCAAAAAGUUCCUUAUACCCUAAUGGCUCCUGUAAUAGCAUCAACUAAAACAAAAACCACAGAUAUUAAAACAACAAGCUUGGUAACAAAAACUACAGAAAUUGCAGCAACUUCUCAACCAACACCUACUACCACAAAAACGUUAGGUGCUACAACAUCUUCAAGUACAAUUCAAACUACAACAAAAUCCACAGAUAGCACAGUUUCUCUUAAAACACUUCCUGUUACAACAAGUGUAACAUCAGCUUCUAAAGCAAUGCCUGCUACAAUUACUAAUGCAAAUAAUGUAAUUAGCCAAACAACUGGUAUUACUUUAAAAUCUCCAGAGACUACAAUGUCUCCUAAAGUAAUACUAACUACAACAAAACCUACAGAUACUACUGUGACUGAUAACUUGACCUCUGUUGUAGAAAAAACCACCGAUUUUGUUGGGAUUCCUCAAAAAUUGCCUACUGCAGGAAAGACAACAGAGACAGCUGUAGUUACUACAGUUGCAAGUGUAGAGCCGAGUAUUAAGACCAAACAAAUAAUUUCUGAACCUAAAACUGUUACUACCUCUGUUGAAAGAUCAAGUGCUACUGACUCAAUUACAGGACCAAAAGCUAGUGCCACAGCUGUAACUCCAACACCAGUUGCAUUUACAUCUGAAGGUACAGCUGUAGCCUCAAAAAUAGUGACUACUGCAAUUAAGAAUACUGACACGAUUACAGUAACAACAAAAGAACCAAUAUCUAAAACAACAGAAACGGUGACAGUAACAAAAAGUAUGACCACUCCAACUGAAACUUUAUCCACCAGCACAACUGUCAGUCAGCCCACUAUAACUAAACCCACUGAUACUAUUGAUAUUACGAAAUCCGUGGAUAAGAUUCAAGGUGUGAAUUUAGCAGCAGUGAAUGGAACUGUUGAAGAAAAGAAAGUAGCAACUAUAGAAGCUAAAAAACCAUCUAAGGAAAUCCACAAAGCUAAUACUGUUGAAACCAGUUCUACAGUGCAGAGUACUGUAAACAUUAAAAAUCUACCAACUCCAUCUGACAUCAGUAGUAUGGGCAAGCUUUCUGAGACACCAACUGUGAAGUCUGAUAUGACAAUGAACAGUAAUGUAUAUGCACCUACAGCUGCUGAUUUAGAUAAAACAAAUAUUUCAUCAAUGGCACAAACUAAUAUUUCUUUAUCUAAAACCACAAAAACAUCCCUUCCUACACAAACAUCAGCAACUUUAACAGGAACCUUAGAAAAUGUAGCAGUCACUGAAUCUAAGGAUACAGCUCACACUAAAGUAUAUACUAAAGUAUUAUCUUCUGACACUAAAACAGAUGUUUCUUCUGAUACUAAUGUUGUAGGCCUGACUGGGGCUUCAGAGAAAAUCAUAGACACUAAUAAAAAGACACCUUUUUCAACAUCUGACAUAAAAGGCAAAUCAUUAGAAAGAUCUCUAUCACUUACUUCCUCAACACUCAUCAUGUCAACAAAAACAUCAAAAGACAAUGAUGAGAACAGGGAUGAGAUAAAAAAGACAGCUACUUCAAAUACUGUAUUACAAUUCUCUAAACAUAGGAAAAGCGAAGGUUCAAUUGAUACUCCUCACUUAAGCAUUCAUCGAGGUAUCUUAAAGCGCACUUCUUCUCUGCACAAGCAAAAUUCAUGUUCUGAAGAAAUGGAUCCAGAGCUAGCACAUGUCUUCCAGUCCAGGAGAAGUAAAGAGGAAACUGAUGAGGAUACUUUUGAACAAGAUGUUUUUGAUGAAAGUCAAUAUCUUCGACAAGAUUCUUUACAAUCAGAAGUUAUAAAUGAAGAACCUGAAGAAAAAACGCUAUCAGUAUCAGAAAGAAUUUCUCAAAUGGAAACUCAGAUUUCAUCAACAUCGGGAGCUACUACUCCAAAAACACCUAGGUCAAGGUUAGGAUCUGUUAGUAGAACUUACUUUGAAGAUAUUCAAAAGCAGACUAUGUUACCUGAAGAACUUUUUAAUAAAUUAAGUGAUUUGGCUCUUAGUAAAGAAGCCUACCAGGAAAGGAGGAAGAAAUAUCAACGGGGUCGAGAUGACUGGCGGUCCAGGACACAACCCGUUACGCAAGAAGAGGUGAAAGAAGCUGAUAGUUUGGAAACUGUGAGUAAUUUCCGAGCUUUGGUGAUGAAACGGUCAUCUAUUAACAUCUUUGAACAAUUGAAAGAUCAAGAAAAGCAACGUAAAACAUAUCCUGGGAAGAAAACUGAAUAUCCACAGCCUUACAUACCCGAGAAAAUGUCAGAGAAAAAGAGAGAGAGGUAUAAAACUCUGCCAGUUACAGCAGCUGAGCUAAUGGCCAUCCCUGAAGGAGAGACUGUUGGGUUGGAUAACUUUAAGUCUACAAUGCAAGCUCUAAGGGAUUAUAAAACUGAUUCUGGAAUUGUUUCAUCUUGCUCAGAUUUUGAGAGAGACUCUCAGGGUUCUGAUAGUAUGAAAAACCUAGCAAUUGAUGCUGACACAGAAGACGAUGACAUUACUCAUCUUAGUGUUGCUGACAGAGCCUGUAUCUUUCAAAAGCUAGAAGAAAAAUCCAAAAAGUGUGCUAGUGGAGCAAAGCGUUACAUCGACAGAAAGAAGCGAGAACGUUAUAAAACACAGCCAGUUACUGAAGAUGAAGUGAAGACUGCCUCUGAAAUUGCCGAAGAAAACGUCAGUGACAGGAAACGUAAUAGUAUUACUGAUCAGAUUGAGUUUAUGGAGAAAGUGCAUGAGGCUGAAAAGAAAUUAAAUACUGGGCUUAAAACUUUAUCAUCUGCUCCCAGUUUAGAGUCAUUGUUACAGAGUGAGAGUUAUGAAGAAGAAAUGGACCCAACCACUCAUAGUGAUGACCUUACCAGACAAAGUUUGGCUGAAAAAGUAAAACUCUUCUCUUCUCCUAAAACAUUAAUCGAAAAAGCAAACCGUUCUGAUGCUCCUGUUAUUCGACGUAAAAAUCGGAAAGUUGCUUCUCGCUUCAACACUCAGGCUCAAAAAAAUAGGGUUUCUCAGCCUGUUACUUCUGAAGAAAUGGAGAGUGUGUUUCGUAUUUCUCCUUUGGCAAUGAGCCUUGUAAAACCACCAGAUCCAGAAAUUUUGAAAGGAUUGCCAUUAAAUGCUCAAAGAGAGCUCGUUGCCCAGCAUGCAGAAGCUUGUUUAUCUCAACAAGGGUCCAGACCAAACUCACGUCCAGGAUCACAAUCUGGUUCCCGAAGAGGAUCUCUUGAAGAACAUGAGCAAAGUAAACUAGAAACAAAUGAAAUUCUCAGAAUGGCUGAUAUCGAAAAUACACAAACUGUUGAUUCAAAUAAACAAUUUAAUAAAGAAGUAUUGAUUAAAAGCAGUAUAGAAACAGAAAAUAUAAGUGUCUUAAAGUCAAAAGAAACAAAGUAUCAGGAGACACAUAAAAAACUUAAUAGUGAAGCCAUAAGUGUUUCAAAACUUAACAAAACUGACUCUGGAAGUGUUCAAACAACAUCAGUCACAAGUACAAAAAUGAAAGAACACCGAAGUAUACUUAUAAAAGACCAGAAUGGAGAUCAGCCUCGAGGAAUUUUGAAGAAAGACAUUAGCUUUGAUUAUAAAACAGAAGAUAUUAAACCAAAUUUAGACAGUUCAGAUAAAGAAAACUCAACACCAGUUCUUAAAAAACAAUCAAUGUCAACUAAAGUAGUAUCUAGAUCUUUAUCUUAUGAAGAAUCAAAAGCAAUUGAAAACCAGUCUUUAGAAAGGUCAAGUCAACCAGUUGCUGAAAUACCAACUGAUAAAACUCAAUCUACUCCACGUAAACAACAACAUUAUACUAGUCGUCACCACCUUACUGAACCUGUGACUUCUUGUGAAAAGCAAGAAGCUUCAGAAGGCGUUGAAACUGUUGUUAAAUUAAGCGGAUCUGUUGCAGAAAGAGAUAAUUCUCCUCAGAUGUCAGUUGAUGAUCUUGGCUUACCAGCCAACAGGUUGUCAGCUCUUAAGAAGAGUGGUGAAAACGAUUGGAAGAAGCGAGUCUACAAACCAAGUGAUAGUCCCAGUUCUAGCCCGGAUAGAGAAAUGAUUAAAGCAAGGUCCCCUAGUCCUUUUAGUACACCAGUUCGGCCUAUUAAUCUUUCUGAAAGAAUGUCUCAGUUAAAAUCUUCACAGACAUCAUGGAAGACUAGAGUUGAAGAGAGUGAUGCCCAGUUAUUUACUGUUGCAGGCAAGCUGAGUAAAUCAGGUUGCGUCGUUAGAGAGAAGACUGUUUUGGCUCAAAUCAAGCAGAGAUCAUUCACAGAAUCAGAUGAAUCUGGUGGUUUAAUUUCACCCACCUCACCAACAAAGACAGACUGGAAAAUUCCAAAACCUACAGAAAUUAUUUCAUCUGACAAACACAUUGACAUCGAGGAAGAGGAAAAGAAUGUCAACUCAGUUGUACACCUACCUGAUAUGACAUCAGAAGGACUUGAUCAAUUCUUUGGUUGCAGUACCAAUGUUUUAGAUGAAACUGAGACCUUAGAUUUAAAUGUUGAAGAUUUUGAUGCAAUAUUUAAAGAUUCACAGAAAUUAUUGUUGCACAACACGAAAGCCAGGCCCAAAAAGAAUGUACAAGCCCGUAGCAAGAAUCCAUUAAAAUCACGUUCAGUAAAUCUUGAAAAGAAAGAGUACCAAGAAUAUAAAACAAAUAUUGCUGAGAUGGAAAUGAAGAGAAUAAAAAAAGAAAUCAUUAGUAAGGAUGCUGGAUUUGCAGAAGCAGCUUUAGCUGGACUUGCCAGCAAAGAGAACUUUUCUAAAAUUGAACUAAGAAAAACUGAUACUUCAAACCCAUCUCCUGGAACCAACCGCUAUCUACCAUACAAACCAAUUAUGUUAUUCCAGAUUAAAGGUCGGCGGCAUGUUCAGACUAGACUAGUUGAGCCAUGUGCCAAAUCUGUGAACCAUGGAGACUGUUAUGUUCUAGUAACGGCAGAUAAAGUCAUUAACUGGGCAGGAGAAUUCACUAAUGUCAUUGAGAAAGCUAAGUCUGCAGAUAUAGCUACCCAUGUUCAACAGAAAAAAGAUCUUGGCUAUAGAUCUUCAGCACAAUUUGUGAUGAUUGACAGCAAGAAAGUAUCAAGUCCUGUAUUUUGGGAUUUACUGCAAGGCUCUGAGGAUGAUUGUCAAGAGUGCGGACCUCCUGAUGAAGAUGAAUUAUAUGAAAAUGCUAUAGUUAGUAGAAAUAUGAUCUAUAAGAUUGAAAAGAAUUGCUUGAAACCAUAUGAAGAAUACUGGGGAGAUUCUCCCAAACAUGAAAUGUUGAAGAGCAAUGAAGUACUAGUCUUUGAUUUUGGCUGUGAAUUAUAUGUCUGGCAAGGAAAGAAAGCUUCACCUUUAAAGAAAAAGCUGGGGCUUGAACUUGCUCAGCAGCUUUGGAACAAAGGCUACGAUUAUGAGUCUGCAAUAAUAAAUCAGAUGUCUCCUCUAAGAUUGUCUGCAGAAGGUGAUGUAGAGAGUGACAAAUGCAGCCGUCCCAACUGGGCUAUAUUUGGCAAGGUCAAUGAAAAUAUGGAAACUAUAGCUUUUCGAGAGAAAUUUGCUGAUUGGCCUGAUUCCACUCGACUGAUUAAAGUGAAGAGCCUAGAGAAAAAUACAUCAAAACAAACAGAUCACAGUGACUUGGUAGCUUAUGAUGGUGGAAAGUUAGCUGAGAGACCUCAUCCAGGACCUUAUUUGAUGGUUCUUGAAGGAAGUAAUGUUGGCAGAGGAACACACUGGGAUGAAGACAUGGAUGGGUUCAUACAGCAUUUUGAAAUAACAACGAUAGCAGUCACAGUGUGGCAUGUUCUUGAGUUUGACCAUUAUAAACUAGAUUAUAUCAGCAAUGGUCAGUUUCAUGAUGGAGAUACAUAUGUUGUGAGAUGGGAAUAUAGAAUAGUAGCUACAGGAGCCAAAAGUGGAUCUAGACGGUCUACUGUAGGCCGUGAGAGAUGUGCCUACUUUUUUUGGCAAGGUAAAAACUCUACUAUCACUGAAAAGGGGGCAUCUGCACUGAUGACUGUUGAGCUUGAUGAAGAAAGAGGACCACAAGUUCGAGUAUUAGAAGGGAAAGAACCACCAUGUUUCCUGAAUUUAUUUGGAGGUAAGAUGAUUGUUCAUGUUGGAAGACGAGAAGAAGAGGAGACAAACACACAAGAACCCUGGAAGUUCUUCUGUCUCAGAAAUGAGAAAAGUAAUGAAGUAUGCCUUAUUGAAUUAGAAUCUGCAAAUACCUCAGCCUUAAGAAGCCGGUCUUCCUUUAUUUUACUGAAUGUUCUAACAGGAAAAGUUUUCAUUUGGCACGGAUCAAAAUCUUCUCCAAAUACAAGAGAACUGGCACAGAUUGCAGUUGCGAAUGUACUGAAAAGCAAUCCACUUGAAGUUGGUUUACCUGCCAAUAUUUCCUUGAAUAUUACUCAAUUUGAGGAGGGUUCAGAAACUUCAGAAUUUUGGACAAUUUUAUCUGGAAAUGACAGGAGGCAAUACAUGUCACUUUUAAAUGAUCACCUGUAUUCCUACGAUUGGUCAAUAAGGCUAUUUGAAUUUAAUAGUGUUCCUGGUGUUAUUGAUGUAACUGAAGUGAAGAAUCCAUCUUGUGUUGAUGAAACAUUCACACCAUAUCCAUUCUUGCAAUCAGACCUCUAUAAUGCUACUCAACCUGCCUUGUUUUUGCUGGACAAUAACUAUGAAGUAUUUGUGUGGCAAGGUUGGUGGCCCCAGGGAGAUGAAGAUAUAGAAAAUGUACAUACAGGAUCAGCACAAUCUCGUUUUGUUGUAGAAAAGCGCUGUAUUCUACAGACAGCACUUGACUAUUGUAAAGCAAAAGAAACCACAACACCCAUCAAAGCCUAUCUAGUUUUUGCUGGACUAGAACCUAUGAAAUUUACAAAUCUGUUCCCAUUCUGGAAUGUUGAUGAAAUAGUUCAAGAACUUUCUCUCAAGGAUGGAAAAGCAGAAAAUAGCCUCAUAGAUGUGAGAGAAGAACUGACACGAUUAAGCUUGAUACAAUAUCCUUUGAAAGAAUUAUUAGAAAGACCAUUGCCAAUAGAAGUGGACCCCCUAAAACUUGAGUCAUAUUUAUGUGAUGAAGAAUUUGAGGAGAUUCUGAAUAUGACAAAAGCAGAGUAUUAUGCAUUGCCUGCUUGGAAGCAGUCAAAGUUGAAACAAGAUAUAGGCCUAUUUUGAUACAAAAAAAUGCAAAAAAAAAA
Octopus sinensis (East Asian common octopus) is the source of this 12355-nucleotide messenger RNA. Its product is annotated as supervillin. Gene Ontology annotation, biological process: actin polymerization or depolymerization; cytoskeleton organization; actin filament severing. Gene Ontology annotation, cellular component: cytoplasm; actin cytoskeleton. Lineage: Eukaryota; Metazoa; Mollusca; Cephalopoda; Octopoda; Octopodidae. The record is from RefSeq and is a predicted model, not a curated record. Gene Ontology annotation, molecular function: actin filament binding; phosphatidylinositol-4,5-bisphosphate binding. The transcript has 37 exons. The coding region runs from base 402 to 12332 and encodes 3976 amino acids.